Adineta steineri is the source of this 300-nucleotide messenger RNA. NCBI's taxonomy places the organism in Eukaryota, Metazoa, Rotifera, Eurotatoria, Adinetida, Adinetidae. The record is from the annotation of a GenBank genome assembly.
AUGAUUAGCUAUGGUUAUAAACGUAAACAUAUAUGUGUAGGUACAUUUACUACUUCUGAAUAUGUUCUUACAGCUGCACAUUGUCUUUAUUCAAUCGGUAUAUCAAAUAUUGAAAUUCGUAUUUGUAUAACUAAUUCAAAUGAUAUUUCAUAUGAAAAUCUUUUCUCUAUUCAAAAAGUUAUUUUACAUAAAGAUUGUAAUCCUAAUACUUAUAAAAAUGACAUAGUAUUAAUACGAUUAGAUCGUUCAAUUAUUCAAAUGUUAUAUCUUCCUCAUUUUACAUAUAUAUAUAUAUAUUAA